CGAACUGUUUUCGAAGAAGUUAGUUGAGCGCGAACACAUUGCUACUUUGCAUGGGGGAACAUCCCUUACGAUGACCAAAGUACGACAGCGUUACUGAAUCCCUGGAUUGCGUAGCCUGGUGAAACGGGUCCGAAGGGACUGUUGGGGGAUGUAGGCGAACCCUUUCCAAACCGUAUGCAGAACCAUCACCUUGUGCGCUUCCAACGACCAGAACAAAAGGGGACAACCCUUACUCCGUAGUAGGGAUUGAUUUCGCGGGUUCUAUUCGCUAUCGGUCCAGCAAGAAGCAAGGAAAAGCGUACUUAGCUCUUUUCGCAUGCGGUCUGACGAGAGGAGUGCACUUGGAGCUUGUCAAAUGUCUUAAAACAGAAGAAUUUCUGAAGAGCUUCAAAUUAUUUGUAGCUCAUCGAGGGAGACCAACGCCAGUGUACUCCAACAAUGGUACAACAUUCAAAGCCGCAGCAACAUGGCUUAAAAAGGUCCGCGAAUACGAGAAAUUCCACACCACCCUUUGCAAGCAAGAGAUAUAGUGGCGCCUCAACCUUGCAAAAGCACCUUGGUGGGGUGGUCAGUUUGAGCAGCUCAUUGGCAUCUUCAAGGCCACUUUUCGCAAAACUGUGGGAGGUGGAAUGCUGACCUUCUCAGAAUUGGAAAAAGUCGUGCUAGAUGUGCAUGAAGGACCGACCCUUGUCAUAUUUGGAAGAUGACCCUCAAUUGCCUGUGUUGACGCCAAACACGUUCCUGUUUCGAAGACCCCAAGUACUGCCGGAGCUCCAACCCCAUCAAGCAGAAGAGCGCGACUUGAAGAAACAACUCAAGUUCCUACGAGCAACGAAAGAAAGUCUCUGGAAUCGUUGGACUCGAAAGUACCCGAUUGGUCUACGAGAGAGACACAAAGCCCGCCGAAAGACGAAUGCCGGCCAUCGAUCCCGCAGAGAAAUAGUAAUCGUAAAAGGAAACUCGGGAAGGUUGUGAGUGAAUGAAUGAAUGAAUGAAAAACUUUAUUUCAAGAGGGUAGCACAUAAUAGUGAAUUCACACCAACAAACCUGUGGCCCUCAGGUACAAUAUAAAAAUAUUACAAUAAUAUAUGCUAUACUAUCUAAACAAUACAUGAAAGAUUUGAUGAUGUACAUGCAUGAAAGACUUAAAUACUAAGUUAACUAAUAAUUUGAAAACAUGGUAGUAAAAGUAGUAAAAUAUUUGUGUUCUUUCUGAUGUUCUAAAAAUAUAUUAGUAAUAGAACGUUUAAAUGUUUUAGCUGAUGAAAUAGAUCUAAUGUUCAGAGGUAAACUGCUCCAAAGUUUACUUGCGCAUGUUGAAAACCUUUUACCACCUUCAGUUUGGCGAUAAUAUUUCUCUGGUCCUUCACCAUUGAUACGUUUAUGCGCCAACAUGCAUCUCCUAAGAUCUGAUUUAACAUAGAAAGGAAUCCAGUUAAGUUGGUUGAAUCCAUCAAUAGACGGAUGCCGUGGUUUCAAGUUUAAAAUUACUAGUACUCUGGCAGCUCGCUUCUGAAGUUUAAAAAGUUUCAAAAUGUUGUCAUGUCUACAAUUAGACCAAACAACACUACAAUGCAUGAACAACGGCUUAAUCAUUCCAUUAUACAACAAGACUCUUUCUCGGGAAUUGGAAGAUUUGAGCUAACUCCCUUCAAAGUCGGUUUGUGAUAUAUUCGGUAAUAAAGAUCAGGAACAAGAGAGGGCCAAGAAUUGACCCCUGGGGAACUCCGUCAGUAAUCUCCCGAGUUGUUGAUAAUGUGCCCUAAAAUAUACAUACUGCUUCCUCCCCGAAUUGAACCAAGAUACAGCAGCACUAUCAAGUCCAUAACAUUCCAGUUUCUUUAUCAAGAUUAAAUGGUCCACCAAAUCAAAUAUAUGCCUUUCGAUAAUCGACAAGUAGCAUCCAUUAACUUGAUAUAUAUCUAUAUAUCUUUAAAUAGAAUGUCGGUAAUCUUUAUGAGCGCAGUUGCAGUGCUGUAAUUAGCCCUAAAUGCAGACAGACAUAUAAUCGGCAAAGAUGGAAUCGUACGAGGAGUCAAGCUUCAAACAGCAAAAGGAGAUUUGGAGCGACCUAUUCAGCUCAUCUAUAGCCUGGUUCUCAUUAAUCGGCGAUGUUCUACCAUCUAUUGUCUGUGAGCAACGAAGAAGAAAAUGCACAAAAGAUUGUAUGCGUCAAUGACCACGGACAAUGGGCAUCGCCGAUGUUUACGAUAAAUGAGAAUCAGGCUUAUCCUCUCGAACUCCAGUGUGACAACAGUGACGAACAGCAACCAACUGAACCGCUGAACCCACAAGCAGCAGAGUUUAGGCCGAAGAGAAGAGCAAUUCAGGAUGCGCAAGCCAAGAUUCAAGCGAUGCUGAAUACGAGGAAGAACAGUAAAGACAUUACAGAGAAAAAAACAUUGAUAAACUUCAUUUUCGUUAUUAAUUAGUUUUGUUCGAACAGUGAAACAAUCGGUUCCCUUAUGUAACAUGCAACACCUGGCGGGGGGGGGGGAGGGGUGUCGCAUAGGGUGAGUGUGUUGGGAACUGGGACACGUUAACAUUAAAAUUAUAUAGAUAUUUAGCCAGAACUUGAGUUCGGUCAAAACAACGACCAUAUAGGGAAGUUAUGCCCAUAUAUGAGAUAGGAUAUAGAUUAGUGAAGUGUGUGUAAACAAAGAGAGAGCGACCCGUGCGAAUUAAUACGAACAUUCAAGUGAGAUUUACAGUGAUUUGUGAUAGUAAUAAAGUGUGGAAAACCAAUAUUUGUGCGUGGUUCAUUCCUGGAAGGCGGGAUAUUCACGUUAGUUCUAAUGUAAAUAAAUAUGGCGGUUCUAAAUAAAUUUAAAUAAAUAUGUAUUUAGAAGGUCUGUCAAGCAAGAUAUUGAAUAACUCAGGUGCCGUACACUCUAUUUUAACUGCUAUUUAGAUAGAGUACUACUGUUGUCAAAUUGAAUUGGUCAUAAAGCCCGUGUUCAGACCGAUACCACUCAACCCAAAUUUUAUUAGUGAUCUGACCAUCGCCAUGUUGACGUUACAUAACUUCCUGCAGUAUGGAUGUUCUAGAAACUACAAUCCUAGACAAAUAACAUGCGGACGCUGAUUAAAAGUGGCUGAAAUUUAAAGCAAUCCAAUAAUUAUACGCAUAUUCAGCCGUUAUUCCCCGCUCCCCCGUUACAAUGUUGUUGCUACAGAUACCGCAAUAGUUGCCAUAAUGACUGAAGUGUUCAUCAACAUUGUUUCAAGGGAGGGGGGACCGACUUUACGAAGUAUAUAUGAAAAUGUUUCGAAAAAUAAUUUAUUUGCCAUGUUUGUCCGAGUAAAUUUGUCUAUGAUUGUCUGAAAAUGUAUAUUACAAUAAAUCUUCAUUAAUUAUCUUUUCUCUGCAUUAGAAAACAGUCGGAAAUUCUGCAAAUGCUAUAUUAUGACUGUAUUAGAGUGAUAAAGCAAAAUGAGCGAUAGAGUCGAGAUUAAAGGAGCAUUCGCUUCCGGUUUGUCAUAUGCUCACUAAAUAGCGAUGCGUUUACCGUCGCGUUUGUCUAUCUCUUUACGUGUUAACGCAUGAUAGAAAGAAGCGUAUGACAAUUAUUUUAUAUCUAGUUGUGUAAAAACUCUAUGCCAUUAUAGUAUCAUGAAAUAUAUUAAUUCUAAACGCUUGUAUUUAAAAUGCCCACAGUAAACAUUGAAAAGUGAUAGUUGCUGAAUAAUUAAGAAUCAUUGAGUAAUUAUAUUUAUAAUGGGAGUCCUCGGAUGUUUACCGUGAUAUUUUCCUGGUUUUUUUCAAAGAUUUACUGUGUAUCAUCAUAAAUGCAAUGUAGAUAAUUUGGCUAUAAGAAAGCAUGUGAAAUGGAAAUUUAUAGUGGGAAAUCUGGCAGUGACAGGUUAAAUUUUGUUCUGUGUGUUUACCGUUCGGCCGCCGAGAAGUCCAAGAAGAAAAAUAUUUCGUUUACCGUAAGUUAGCGCGUGACUGCAUUAACCAAUACGGCCACAGAUAUAACAAAGCAGGUUAUAAUAAAGAUUUAAUUCUUCAAUUUUGUGCUAAGAAUUUACACAUUUAGAGUAUUAUCAGAACAAGCUCACUAUUCAAAUUGGCCAAACACGCCGCGGAAGCUGAUUAACUAAUGGAAUUUGAGUAAUUAACGUUGUUUUAUGAAUAAAUAAUGAUGUACAAUGCAUAAAACCCUAGUUUACAGGUUGUAACUGCUCUUUCUGUGCUGAUCGCCAAGACAGAGAAGUGCAAGAUAAAGAAAUUUACGGACUUUACAGUAUGGCUCCACGCCUGUUCGCCCUCCUUGCACGUUACAAGUAGCGGUACUUUUAAUGCUGUUGCCCAACCGAUUGAUCUUGAUUCCGCUCCGCCUCAGAAUGAACCAGUUUCGUCGGUGAAUGAUCCCAAUUGAAAAUGAACAGCUUCAGGCAUCAAACUUGGACUUGGACGUGAUUCUUUUAUUCCUAUUGGUAUUUGUUUGAAUUGUAGCGUGUUUUUUUUGCGGGUCUAGUUAAGAUUUUUGCCCUUUGGGUAGUUAUAUCGCUGUGUUAGCAGUAUAUGAUCGGUGUGGCGAAGUUAUUUUCGUUGUAUAACGCAUGCAUGCAUGGUUCACUCGUGGGCGGUUGAUCGGAAAAUACGGCCGCCUCUCUUUUGUGUGUGUUUAAAGAUCGCUUACACUUGUGGUUUUAGUUACAGUUCUGUUGUAUGUUAUACAUUAUAUCUUCAUUUGAUGUGUAUUUCCGUCCUUGUGCGGGGUUGUUUACCCUCAAGUUCGCUUUCGGUUAUUUUAGUUCAGUUGAGAUUGCGACGCAUGAAUGAUUCCCGUCUGGUAUUAUUAGCAUUGUUAAUUUUGUUAAUGUUCUACGCGAGCGAGUCGUGUAUUUCGCAAGAUUAAAUUGUUGAAAAGCAAAAUAGCUAGGCUAUAGUGAUUACUUUCGCCUUUAAUAAAAUGGUAAUUGGGUAUUGUGCUUUCGUAUGGUAUGGGACGGGAGCGAAUUGCACUGCAUGAUUGCUUCAUUCCGAGCUUCCGUAGUUUAUUGCAUUUGCUUGGGCGACAGAGGCCCACUGUGUUUGCCGUAUGACCGAAGGGCAUCUCGUAAUACAUAAUUGCUUGCUUGCGACCGAGCACAAAUCCUCCUAUGGAUUUAGCAGUUGCCAAUGGGUUUGGCGUAUGAGAGACGUGCAUCUCGCAAUGCUAGUUUGCUUGAGACCGAGCACGAGUAGCUACUGAAUUUGGAUUUCAAUUCCCAAUGUGUUUGGCGUAUAUGAGACGUGCAUCUCGCAAUGCUAGAUUGCUUGAGACCGAGCACGAGUAGCUACUGCAUUUGGAUUUAAAUUGCCAAUGUGUUUGGCGUAUAUGAGACGUGCAUCUCGCAAUGCUAGAUUGCUUGAGACCGAGCACGAGUAGCUACUGAAUUUGGUUUUUUAAACAAAGUUACCAAUGUGUUUGGCGUAUGAGAAAAGUGCAUCUCGCAAUGCCAGAUUGCUUGAGACCGAGCACGAGUAGCUACUGAAUUUGGCUUUUUAAACAAAGUUACCAAUGUGUUUGGCGUAUGAGAGAAGUGCAUCUCGCAAUGCCAGAUUGCUUGAGACCGAGCACGAGUAGCUACUGAAUUUGCAUUUUAAACAAAGUUGCCAAGGUGUUUGGCGUAUGACAGAGGUGCAUCUCGCAAUGCUAGAUUGCUUGCGACCGAGCACGAGUAGCUACUGAAUUUGGCUCUUAAAACAAAGUUACCAAUGUGUUUGGCGUAUGAGAGAAGUGCAUCUCGCAAUGCCAGAUUGCUUGAGACCGAGCACGAGUAGCUACUGAAUUUGGCUUUUUCAACAAAGUUACCAAUGUGUUUGGCGUAUGAGAGAGGUGCAUUUCGCCAUGCCAGAUUGCUUGAGACCGAGCACGAGUAGCUACUGAAUUUGGUUUUUUAAACAAAGUUACCAAUGUGUUUGGCGUAUGAGAGAAGUGCAUCUCGCAAUGCCAGACUGCUUGAGACUGAGCACGAGUAGCUACUGAAUUUGGAUUUUAAACAAAGUUGCCAAUGGGUUUGGCGUAUGAGCGACGUGCAUCUCGCAAUGCUAGAUUGCUUGAGACCGUGCACGAGUAGAUCAUGAAUUUGGAUGUUAAAUAAAGUUGCCAAUGGGUUUGGCGUAUAAGAGAAGUGCAUCUCGCAAUGCCAGAUUGCUUGAGACCGAGCACGCGUAGCUACUGAAUUUGGAUGUUAAAUACAGUUGCCAAUGUGUUUGGCGUAUGAGAGAAGUGCCUUUCGCCAUGCUAGCUUGCUUGAGACCGAGCACCGGGGUAGCUACUGAAUUUGGAUGUUAACUAAAGUUGCCAAUGGGUUUGGUGUUUGAGAGAAGUGCAUCUCGCAAUGCGUGAUUGCUUGAGACCGAGCACGGGUAGCUACUGAAUUUGGAUUUUGUACAAAGUUGCCAAUGUGUUUGGCGGUAUGAAAGAAGUGCAUCUCGCAAUGCUAGAUUGCUUGAGACCGAGCACGGGUAGCUACUGAAUUUGGCUUUUACACAAAGUUGCCAAUGUGUUUGGUGUAUGAGAACAGUGCAUUUCGCCGUGCCAGAUGGCUUGAGACCGAGCACGAGUAGCUACUGAAUUUGGAUUUUAUACAAAGUUGCUCAUGUGUUUGGUGUAUGAGAAAAGUGCAUCUCGUAAUGCCAGAUGGCCUGAGACCGAGUACGAGUAGUUAUUGACAAAGUUGCCACUGUGUUUGGCGUAUGAGAAAAGUGCAUCUCGCAAUUACAUCAUUGCUGGUGACCGAGCACGAUUAGCUACUGAAUUUGAAUUUUAGGACAACUUUGCCAAUGUGUUUGACGUAUGAGAGAGGUGCAUUUCGCAAUGCAUGAUUGCUUGCGACCGAACAAGAUUAGUUACUGCAUUUGGAUUUAAGGCACAGUGGCCAAUGUGUUUGGCGCAUGAGCAAUGUGCAUCUUCCAAAGCAUGUUUACUUGAAACCCAGCACGAUUAGCUCAGUGAAUUUGGAUUUACGGCAAAGUGGGUGAUGUGUUUGGCGUAUCAGAGCAGUGCAUCCCGCAAUUGUAUGACUGUUUGUGACCGAGCACGAGUAGCUAUUGCAUUUCGAUUUAAGGCACAGUGGCCAAUAAGUUUGGCGUCUGAGAGACGUGCAUCUCGCAAUGCUAGAUUGCUUGAGACCGAGCACGAAAAGCUACUGACUUUGGAUUUUAAACAACGUUGCCAAUCUGUUUGGCGUAUACGAGAAGUUCAUCUCACAAUUGCACGCUUGCUGGAGACAGAAAACGAGUAGCUACUAAAUUUGGAUUUUAAAACAAAGUUGCUAAUAUGUUUUGGUGUUUGAGCGAGGUGCAUGUUUGGAAAUCAUUUGUCAAUGAGUUUAGUGCAUGCGCGGGAGCGGCGUCUUGCAGUUACGGAAUUUGUUUAGUGGUCCGUUGCUCAUAUGUUUGGGCAAGCAGAGCAAUGCAUCUCCCAAUAGACCCAAUCCAUGAUUGCUUGGGAUUGAGCACGAACAUUGCAAAUGCAAGAGAUGCAUCUCGCAAUACAUGAUUGCUUGAGACCGAGCGCACGCGUUUACUGCAUUUGGAUUAGACAGACAAGGGCCAAUGUUUUGGCGAUUCAGAACGGUAUACCUUCCUUGCCAUACGCGAAUCACCCAAUUCUUGGGCAAUAUAGGUUUUCGAGUGUGUAUGAAAUUACUGAUCUUGUGUUUGCGCUCGUUCGCUGGUUUUCGUUUGCAUUUCUUGGGUUCUUUUUUCUUUUCUUGGCUGGUGGGGUCAACUUUCCCAGGGCUAUCUCAAGCUCUUUGUGUUCGACUCUAGCAGUUGUGCCGGGACUGUUGCCCUUUUCUGGUCCUUCCGGGGGGUGCUUUGGGGAUUUACUUCUUUGUUCAUCUUUUCUCUCGCCACUCGCUAAACUUUGUUCCGUUGGCAGCUUCUGCGCGUCUUAAGAAGCGAGUCAUUGGGUGGAAGUUUCUCCCGGGGACCAGACCUGUGGCAUCAGUUCCGGGUUACUCUCUGCGUUCAUUGUCGCUUGACCAUGCUAGUCCACCUAUCGCUUUUCACUUUCAUUUUUUUUCAUACUGUCCAUUGCCGGUUUGUUUGCUUAAUAGAUUAUAGUUUGGUUUGUGUGUGUGGCACAUGCGAAUCGGCGGGGUUCGGUAGGGUAUUUUGAGCAGGGGGGUUUGGUAUAUGAGAAUGGCGGCUUGGGUAUAUGAGAAUGGGAGUUUGGGUAUAUGAGAAUGGGGGUUUGGUAUACUGAUGAGAAUGGGGGUUUGGGUAUAUGAGAAUGGGGGUUUGGGUAUAUGGGGGGAGAUGCAGUGUUGGGAGCGAGUAGUAACUGAACUGCGGAGGAAUUCAUUUCCGUGCUUCAUUUGGAAACAAUGGACCUUCCUUUUCCCCAAUGCUUAAUCAGUGAUCCGUGGCGGAAUGGCCAUUUGGAUAUUUUACUAUUCAAAUUGGCCAAACACGCCGCGGAAGCUGAUUAACUAAUGAAUUUGAGUAAUUAACGUUGUUUUAUGAAUAAAUAAUGAUGUACAAUGCAUAAAACCCUAGUUUACAGGUUGUAACUGCUCUUUCUGUGCUGAUCGCCAAGACAGAGAAAGUGCAAGAUAAAGAAAUUAGGACCGGAGAAGGGGGCGAGAAGGAGGGGGCUGCGUCAGGGUGUUGUUUACUCUUGUGUGUUGUAAAAACGCCCACCCUCCCACCCUUCUGUUUCCCAUCCUUGUGGCUUUCUGCUGCGGAUCCAUUUCCAUGUUUCAUUUGGAAACAAUGGACCUUCCUUUUCCCCAAUGCUUAAUCAGUGAUCCGUGGCGGAAUGGCCAUUUGGAUAUUUUACUAUUGUAAAUUAAAAUCAUAAUUACUACGACGUAAUGCAUUCUCGUAGGUUGGCGCUGAUGAUUUGAAGGUUUGCUGAUCAGAGGAUAAAUUUGAUAUACGGUGAUUUAUUGAUUUAGGUAGUUGUCUAAUUAUGGCUGGUGGGUGGUUCGAGCGACUGUCAAUGUAAAUGGGUUCAUUAUUGGGUUUUCUAUAUAGUUGGUAGCGUUCCUCUGUAAGGUUGAAUGUGACGUCUACAAAGUUGACAGAUUGGUGGUUUACUUGGGCCGUGGUCUUCAAGUUGAACUGUUCGAAUAAUGUAUGCAACUUUUUCCGUACCUUAUCUGCAAUCCGUCCGCUCUUUCCUUUGAUUAAAACAAGUCCGUCAUCCCGAUACAAACCAACACGUUCUUUCCAAAACUCAUUGGUAAGGACAUUUAGCAUAUACAAACCGACAAGAUCGCAUAUUUCAGCGCCGUCAUAACUGCCCAUGCAUCGUUACAUCAAAAAGAGAUUUAGAGUUUUGUUUAAUCCAUGUAUCGUUGUUGCUGAACAGAAAUGAGGUACGUGCGUGUUUGAUAAUCUUUUCUUGUUGGUCAGUGAUUGGUGUAAUAGUGCGCGACCAGCAGAUAGCUUUAUCCAGCAAUUCUUCCGUGACAGAUGGAUAGAAUUCCGCGAUGUCAAAAGAAAUAAAGAUGUGGUUAGGUUUAUCGUUAAUAGUUUUAAACCAGUCGAUCACUGAUUGGGAAUUUCUCCAUUGGUUGACGCCUGUCCGUUCCCUAAUAUUGUUAUUGAUUUCAUCAAGGAUAAUUUUGCCAAGUUCACUUUUGGCGGGGUUUAUUAAUCGAAACUUUGGGUUGUCCUCGAAAUUCUCCUUGUGGUCCUUUGCUGUCACGAACGCUUCUCGGUUUGCCAUUGAUUCAAUACGGUUAUCGAUUGAAAGAUCUAUAGCAAUGCAUGUCUCUAAGAUCUUCGUUCACGUUAUUUAACAUGUUUUUUUCAGAGAUUUUGUAAGAUUUGGCAAUGUUAUCUUUCAAUAUCAUAUCGUAUUGAUCUGGCGUAGUUUCGUAAAGGUUUCUUGUUUUAUCAGCGAAUAUAUACAUUUAGAAUUUAUUACAAGAAUUUACCUUUUUUAGAUCGUUAUUAAUUUUUGUAAGGAAUGGGUCGUUCACUUCUCGAAACCCUUUCAUUUCCUUGACAAAAGGUGGCGACUUUUUCGAUGUUAAGCCAAAGUUGUUUCGUUCAUACUUGCUUUGUCCGUUUAGAAAGAAGUCGGCUUUCCAUCUCAUUCUGGUUACAACACUUUCCACUUUCUCGAUAAUUGGCCAAGUUGGACUCGCCCCGGCGGCUCGCCCAAUUUUGGCAAAAUUUCCAAACAUCACUCGUACUAUUAAUCCCUAAUUGUACUCGCCAUCGCAUGAUUACCUAUACUAAACUGAAUACAAGGAUUUAUAGAAUUUAAAUGAUCAUGAAAAGCUGUUAUAUCAUUUUGUUUUAAACACGCGUUUGAGACAUCAACAUAUCUUUUCCAUCAUCGUAUCGGCACUGGGGAUGUUCUCACAGCAUUUUUUUUCCACCCUUUGCAUAACUAGGUUUAAGAUCUUUAAUAUAUAACAUUUCAUAGAGUAAACACUCGAACUUUCCCCGACAUUUUCUCAAUACCUUAAAGUUUUCCCGAUGUUCUAAUUGCGUCCUCGCCAUGCUGUUGAACCAUAUGUUCUCCGACAACCGAUGACUUGUGUUCAUCAAUGCGUUGAUGUAAGUGUCGGCAAGUGUAACCGACAUAAUCUGCGUCGCACAGAUCACAUUUGAAUAAAUAAACAACGCAUUGCUGAUUCACAAGGGGUGGUUUCGUUUCUGCUGCUGGGAAGUCUGCGGCAAUCUUUCUGCUUGUGUAGACCGGUUGUAUUUGUCUACCGAUAGUCUUGCUGAGGUUACGCAGCUGUCGCCUCACCGAGUCUGCUGAUUUCUGGUCUUUAAAUGGUAGCAUUACACGUACCACGUUUUCUUUGGUGUUCCUUUCCUCGGCUGGAUGAUCGUCGCUUUCGCGUUUCUGUUCAGUGUACUUCGUUAUGAUGUUGUCAAGCAGGGAUAUAGGAUAUCUGAGACGAACGAAGGUUUUCUUCAGGCGUUCACAUUCCUCGGUGAAGAGCUUCCACGAUGAUGAUUGGCGGAAUGCACGAUUGAGCAUGGUCAGGACGAGCGAUUUCUUAUACUUCGCGUCUACAUGACUAUCAUAAUGUAACAUAAGGCCAGUGUUUGUUGGCUUGAUGUAGACUUUCGUUUCUACUCGACCGUUCUUAUUAAUUAGGGUUGUGCCCAAGAAAGGUAAUACACCAUCGGUCUCUAAUUCCGUAGUGAACUGAAGGGAUGGAUGCAGACUGUUGAGGGUAGAAAGGAAUGCUUCUGCGGAAGCAAUGUUGCUUUUCGAUGUGAUGGAAUCAUCAACAAACCGGUGGUAUAAGGAAGGCAUCAGGUUGCGUUCCACCAGCUUUUCCUCAAUUGAACACAUGAACGCGUUCGCCAUGUGUGGACCAAGUGGGGAGCCCAUUGCAACUCCGUCGACUUGCUCGUAUAACUUAUCAUCGAUUUGGAAUAGCUGAUGUUUAGGUGGCAGUCCCGCUAAGAGCGGUCCGAUGACUUUGACUUCGGAAAAUAGAUUUCCUUUAUUUUUUGUGUGUUGAAAAGCAUUGGUAUACAAGUGUCCAAAAUAAAUUUAUUUUUUGAAAAUUCUUUUUUAUGGCUUCGCUAGACGCCGAAACUCAUUUUACCCGUGCAGAGCCAAUUUCAAGCAAAAUCGAAGGUUGAAUUUCGGUAAAUUGUAGAGCCGCGCUGUGUCAAAACGCCUGACUAUUUCCAAAUUUCAACUAGAUCAACAAGUUAAUAUACAAUUCAGGUUCCCUGUUCCAAAAAAUAAGAGCAUUUGAAUAAAUUGUGAAUAAACGACAGCGACUUGACGGCACACCGGUUUUUCCUUCUUGUUCGGUCUACAAAAUUACACUAAAAUCGAAGCCUGAGAUCUCCAAAUGGGGACCUAAAAUUACGCUGAAAUGUGCUUGGCUGUAAUGAUUUAUACUUAUUUUCAGAAGAUCUGAAGAAAAACCUGCGGGUAUCAAUCUGUAUUUGGCGCGAGUUUAGAUUUUCUGGAGCCCAUAAUCAAUGAUUUUUGCAAAUUUAUAGCUAAUUAACAUAUUUCUUGAGAGGCGCUAAAAGUAAACAAUUUCUUUCUGACUAACAUAUCUCAGAUGAAAGAAACUACCACAGCUAGUAAUACCCUUUUUGUAAAUAUAGUCGUAAUGUUCUUUUGCUGACACGCUGUGACAGCUUUGUUUUUGAAUGUUAUACCACAUUUAUUCAGUCUGACCAGAUUCAUAUAAAUGUCACGAACUUGUAUAUUUCAAAAAUAUACCAGAAAUCAGAAUUCAGAAAGACCGAUUAUUCUUUCAAUGAUUCAGUCGAUUGAUUUAGUUGAUUGAUUUAAAAAACUAUAAGUAUAAUAGAACAUUCCACGUGUUUCCAUUGCCCCUAUAUAGGAGGGCUAGAAUUUUUAUCAAUAUGUUCUAUUUUUCUGUGGCGAAGGCAUAUUAACAAAAUACGACACAAAAAUGUACAUUCGAAUUUAUGACCGACAUAUCAGAAUGUUAUUUAUGAAGUUUGAAUUGAUUGAAUUUACUUAACGCGAAAUAAAUACUAAAAUAGGAAUUUUCUAUGCCGGGUUAGUAAAAGAAAAAGCAUAAUUUUAAUUGUAUGUAAUUUCGAUGAAUACUAUAAAAAAAAUUAUACGCAUUGUUUAUAUAAAUUAGCUAACAUUUUUAACAAAAAUAUCAAUUUUAUAAAUAAUCGAAUUUCAAUAUUUUUCUUUGAAAAAAAAAUAUUCGUGAGCUCCAUAGCUGAGAAUAAAUUUCAAAAGUUUGUGAAGACACAAGUUUGAUAUAUUUGUUAAAUAACUGAUCAGAAUGCUUAUAGUUUAUUUUGUUACAUGGCUAAAACAAACGUCGCUACUAUCGUAAUAAAUGUGUAAAUGUUAGCUAAUUUAUAUAAACAAUGCGUAUAAUUUUUUUUUAUAGUAUUCAUCGAAAUUACAUACAAUUAAAAUUAUGCUUUUUCUUUUACUAACCCAGCAUAGAAAAUUCCUAUUUUAGUAUUUAUUUCGCGUUAAGUAAAUUCAAUUCAAACUUCAUAAAUAACAUUCUGAUAUGUCGGUCAUAAAUUCGAAUGUACAUUUUUGUGUCGUAUUUUGUUAAUAUGCCGUCGCCACAGAAAAAUAGAACAUAUUGAUAAAAAUUCUAGCCCUAUAUAGGGGCAAUGGAAACACAUGGAAUGUUCUAUUAUACUUAUAGUUUUUUAAAUCAAUCAACUAAAUCCAUCAACUGAAUCAAGGAAAGAAUAAUCGGUCUUUCUGAAUUCUGAUUUGUGGUACUGAUAUUUUUUAAAUAUACAAGUUCGUGACAUUUAUGAAUCUGGUCAGACUGAAUAAAUGUGGCAUAACAUUAAAAAACAAAGCUCUCUCAGCGUGUCAGGAAACGACUAUAUUUACAAAAAGGGUAUUACUAGCUGUGGUAGUUUCUUUCAUCUGAGAUAUGUUAGUCAGAAAGAAAUUGUUUACUUUUAGCGCCUCUCAAGAAAUAUGUUAAUUAGCUAUAAAUUAUGCAAAAAUCAUUGAUUAUGGGCUCCAGAAAAUCUUAACUCGCGCCAAAUACAGAUUGAUACCCGCAGGUUUUUCUUCAGAUCUUCUGAAAAUAAGUAUAAAUCAUUACAGCCAAGCACAUUUCAGCGUAAUUUUAGGUCCCCAUUUGGAGAUCUCAGGCUUCGAUUUUAGUGUAAUUUUGUAGACCGAACAAGAAGGAAAAACCGGUGUGCCGUCAAGUCGCUGUCGUUUAUUCACAAUUUAUUCAAAUGCUCUUAUUUUUUGGAACAGGGAACCUGAAUUGUGUCUUAACUUGUCGAUCUAGUUGAAAUUUGGAAAUAGUCAGGCGUUUUGACACAGCGCGGCUCUACAAUUUACCGAAAUUCAACCUUCGAUUUUGCUUGAAAUUAGCUCUGCACGGGUAAAAUGAGUUUCGGCGUCUAGCGAAGCCAUAAAAAAGAAUUUUCAAAAAAUUAAUUUAUUUUGGACACUUGUAUACCAAUGCCUUUCAACACACAAAAAAUAAAGGAAAUCUAUUUUCCGAAGUCAAAGUCAUCGGACCGCUCUUAGCGGGACUGCCACUUAACUGCUAACUUCAAGAGUUCGACAAGUGGGUCGGAAACGGUGUACUUGUUAAUCGAAAGGAAUUUCAAUUUCUCAUCCAACCACUUGGCUAGCUUGAAGUUGUAAGUUCCCGUUGCUGAUAGUAUUGGUCGCAUUGCUAGCUGAGGUUUAUGGGUCUUAGGUAAACCGUAAAGGUGUGCGAGGUGGGAACCUUUUGGGCAAAUUGAGUCAGCUAUUUCUUUGGGUAGGAUCUUUCUAACGGCGGUCUCGAGCUCUUUUUCUUUUCUAAGUAGGGGGUGGUAAUGUUUUUGGCGGUGAUGUAUUUCUCCGUUCAAUAUAGUUCAGAGCAAUUGAGCAAUUGAACGGAGAAAUACAUCACCGCCAAAGACGUUGCUUCAAUCGAUAAACCAACUUAAGAAACGAGACGAUAUCGUUAUCACUAAACCAGAUAAAGGAACAGGGGUUGUCGUAAUGGAUAAGUCCGAAUACACCAAGUUGCUAAACGAAGCAUCGAUCAACAACACGGAGAAGUUCAAGAGCGUGAGUUUGGAAAGACCAAAGUCGAGAGGAAGACCUGUCAAACAUUACCACCCCCUACUUAGAAAAGAAAAAGAGCUCGAGACCGCCGUUAGAAAGAUCCUACCCAAAGAAAUAGCUGACUCAAUUUGCCCAAAAGGUUCCCGCCUCGCACACCUUUACGGUUUACCUAAGACCCAUAAACCUCAGCUAGCAAUGCGACCAAUACUAUCAGCAACGGGAACUUACAACUUCAAGCUAGCCAAGUGGUUGGAUGAGAAAUUGAAAUUCCUUUCGAUUAACAAGUACACCGUUUCCGACCCACUAAAGUUUGCCGAGGAGAUACGCGAGAAACAAAUGGCUGAGAGCGACAUUCUAGUAUCGUAUGACGUUGCAUCGCUUUUCACCAAUGUACCAGUUGAUGAAACGAUCCAAAUUCUUGCCGACAAAGCGUUUGAGAAAGAAUGGUUCAACUGGAAAUACAACCUAAAGCUUGAGAAAUUCGAACUUGUCGAACUCUUGAAGUUAGCAGUUAAACAUCAGCUAUUCCAAAUCGAUGAUAAGUUAUACGAGCGAGUCGACGGAGUUGCAAUGGGCUCCCCACUUGGUCCACUCAUGGCGAACGCGUUCAUGUGUUCAAUUGAGGAAAAGCUGGUGGAACGCAACCUGAUGCCUUCCUUAUACCACCGGUUUGUUGAUGAUACCAUCACAUCGCAAAGCAACAUUGCUUCCGCAGAAGCAUUCCUUUCUACCCUCAACAGUCUGCAUCCAUCCCUUCACUUCACUAUGGAAUUAGAGACCGAUGGUGUAUUACCUUUCUUGGGCACAACCCUAAUUAAUAAGAACGGUCGAGUAGAAACGAAAGUCUACAUCAAGCCAACAAACACUGGCCUUAUGUUACAUUAUGAUAGUCAUGUAGACGUGAAGUAUAAGAAAUCGCUUGUCCUGACCAUGCUCAAUCGUGCAUUCCGCCAAUCAUCAUCGUGGAAGCUCUUCACCGAGGAAUGUGAACGCCUGAAGAAAACCUUCGUUCGUCUCAGAUAUCCUAUAUCCCUGCUUGACAACAUCAUAACGAAGUACACUGAACAGAAACGCGAAAGCGACGAUCAUCCAGCCGAGGAAAGGAACACCAAAGAAAACGUGGUACGUGUAAUGCUACCAUUUAAAGACCAGAAAUCAGCAGACUCGGUGAGGCGACAGCUGCGUAACCUCAGCAAGACUAUCGGUAGACAAAUACAACCGGUCUACACAAGCAGAAAGAUUGCCGCAGACUUCCCAGCAGCAGAAACGAAACCACCCCUUGUGAAUCAGCAAUGCGUUGUUUAUUUAUUCAAAUGUGAUCUGUGCGACGCAGAUUAUGUCGGUUACACUUGCCGACACUUACAUCAACGCAUUGAUGAACACAAGUCAUCGGUUGUCGGAGAACAUAUGGUUCAACAGCUUUGCAUAACUAGCUCAGCAAUUACCGCACUUACUGGUAACCCAUUGCGCAACCAGAAAUCUGAUGGUAGUGAUUUCCAUUAAACAUGAAAAAGCUAUUUCUUAAGACAGAAACCAAAAGAUUGUAAAUCUGUUCUAUCGUCAACGUUAACUCUGUGUGUUCUUUCCAAAUAUCUAUAUUUUCUAGCUCUUCUUUAACGAUUUUUAGUGCUAAAUCUACCGGGAUUGAUACAAAUAGGGUCGUAAUCGGUACGUGUCUUUCGAAGGUACACCAAUAUGCGAAUAUUUUGUUCUUCGAUCUGCAUGCGUAAUUUGGAACAAAUCAGAUCAUGAGUGAAAAAAUUGGCUGUAUUCAGAGUGGAAAACUAAAUCCGCAUUGCGGAUAUUUUGGCCUUUGUUACUGAAUUCGCAACCAGGUUGGGCAGGGUGCAGAUCGCAUUUGCGGCCGACAACAUUUCAGUCGCUACUUAAUUAAUAUUUCUUUUUCCAAAAUUGUUGGCGAGCGAAAAGUUUUCCCGACAUAUCAUUUUUCACUAUAACCCCCAUAUUAAUAAUAGUAAUAUUUUCAUAAAUUUUCUGAAAAUGCGGUCCGGAUUGUAACUUUGCCGAAUAGUCUAAAGGUUGGCGGGGGGGGGGGGGUUGCCGCACUCAAUACCCCCCUCUCUACGGCCCUGUUUGCAACUUAAUCCUAACAACUAAGUGUGGCUGAAUCAUUUGCGUUAUAAUAUAACAAAUUUUAAUAAAUUUAUAAUUAGCUGAAAUGAGCUGGAAAACAAAUCUUAUUGCGGAUAUAUUUUGCGCUUCAUAAUGCGCAAUUUGUUAAAUAAUUUGCUGUAUUGAAUACAAAGCUAAAUCCGCAAUGCAGAUAUUCUGAUCUUCAUAACACGCAGAUUCUCGUCUUUUUUUCUGAACCGAGGAAUAUUGUUAUUAUUAUUAUUUAAAAUUCUUUAUACAGGGUAGCUUAUCAACCUAUUUCUUGCUUUUCAUAAGGCCGUGUAGAAAUUUAAGCUAAGCAGUAGAACAACAAUUUACUAAAUUAUAGUAAAUAUCAUGCAUAAACAGGACAUUAUUACAUUUAUAAUAUUCCAUAAAAAAACGACAAAAACAUACACUCUAGUAACAGUUUAUUGAAAAAGAUGUUUUAUAGCAGUCACUGGCAACUUGAAAAAAUGUUCAAAAAUGAAUUAUUUUCGCGAAUGAAAUCUUGUAAUUUAUUUUUGAAAACUCUCUCGGAGAUCGUGAGAUUUUUCAAUUCAGUUGGCAAAUUAUUCCAAGUUUUUGCACCAUGGUAGCUAAAAUUUCGCUUCAGUGCAUUUGUUCUUGGUUUUGCCAGUUUCAGCAUAGUAAAAUUACUGCGUAGAUUAUAUUGAUCGUUUACUGAAAUGUGAAACUGGUCUGAUAUUGAUGUAGGAACUUCAUUUUUUAGAAUUUUGCGCAUAAACAAGAGCGUCUUAACCAAUCUUAUCUGGUUUAGUGGUUGCCAAUUCAGUUUGCUAAGAACAUCUUUUGAACGAAUCUCCCAAUUAUCUCCAGUUAUAACUCUUGCUGCCCUAUUUUGAAGCUUUUGAAGUUUCAAUUGCAACUCUAGUUUACAAUUUUGCCAUACUAGAGAGGAAUAGUCAAAAUAUGGCUGCACAAGAGCAUUAUAAAUCUGAUUUAGGCAAUCCUUUGGAACAUAAGGCUUGAUCAAGUUUAUCGCUCCUAUUCCGCUUGAAACGUUUUUGCUGAUGCUGUCAAUGUGGUCCUCCCAUUUCAACUUAUCGUCAAUGACCACGCCAAGACUUUUUGUUGUUUUAACUCUAUUAAUAGAUUCGCCGCAAAUUUUAAUUGUCGGAUCUACAUUAAUCUUACUUAGAUUAUUUCGAGAGCCAAUAAUCAUAUGUUCUGUUUUAGAAACGUUAAGUGUUAAUUUGUUUGCCACUAACCAUUGAUAGAUAUUACUAAGAUCGGUGUUCAAUUUUUCCUCCAAUUCAUCUACGGAUUCCGCAGAUGCGGAGAUAUUAGUAUCAUCAGCAAACAUAGAAGGUUUUGCCUGAUCAAGACAAUUUGGCAGGUCAUUGACAUAUAAUAAGAAUAGGAGGGGUCCUAAGUUUGACCCCUGGGGAACACCACAUUUAAUUAAUUUUCUGGAUGAUUUAACGUUAUUUAUUUUACAUGUUUGAUAUCUUUUUUCUAAGUAUGAUAUAAACCAAUUCAAGGCACCCCCUGUAAUUCCAUACAGUUUUAGCUUUUCAAUUAGGAUUAUAUGAUCAACAGUGUCAAAUGCUUUCCGUAGAUCUAGGAACAAGACUCCAUUUAUAAGACCUUUAUCAAUAUUUAGGAGCCAAUUACUUGUAGCAUUUAAUAACGACGUUACAGUUGAAUGAGAUUUUCUAAAUCCAAAUUGGUUACCUGACAGAAUGUUGUUCUCAUUUAUAUACGAAAUUAACUGAUUGUAAACAGUUUUUUCUAAAAUUCCCCAUUGUGGAACAUUAUCGCCCGUAUUCUAAAAGCUCACUCACACUCAAUGAGUGGAGGUUCAAUUGGAGCUUUUCUCGAGUGCCAUUUCUGUUUUUGAAUAGCUGGAGGGUUAGUGCCGUACCGUACUAUGUGACUACUCACCCUCCAGCUAUUCAAAAACAGCAUUGACACUCAAGGGAAGCUCAGAUUGAACCUCCACUCAUUGAGUGUGAGUGUGAGUGGGCUUUUAGAAUACGGGCGUAUGACUUCAUAAUUCGCAAAAUCUAAAAGUUUUACGUCGAAUUUCGAGAAAAAAUAAAUACACAAUGCGGAGUUUUUGCUUUCAUAAUUUAAAAUUAUUAUGAAUUAAUUACUUGUUCUUAAUUGAGUGGCUGUAAGAGAAGUUGAAAGGAAAUUAAAAGUAUUUUUAAAUGUAUCGAAAAAACCACUCUGCAUGCAUGCACGCGUUUAUAGCAUACCUUGUUAAACUCAGUCUUUCUUUGCUUUCAAAACUCAGUCUUCCUUGCUUUCUAACAGCAAAAUGUGCAUGGCUCCAUCAACACUCAGCAAAAUGUGGCAUCAAAAUUCAGCCUUUCUUAUUAAAUUUGCAUGCUGAAAACCAUCCUAAGUAAUUCUUAUGCAUGGUGCAAAUAUGAAAGGUUUUUGCGUAGACACAUGCACUGUGCAUGCCGCCCCUAUAUAUGAGCUGACAAUUCCAUAAGUAUAAUGCCAAAUACUUAACGCUCCUUAGAGUAUCUUGAUAUGAAAAAAUAAUUUAACUUUUGAACACACAAAGAAUUGCCAGGCGUUUGUUAAUGUUUUGUGAAAGUGAUCGACAAAUAAAAAUAACAAUAAAAAACUUUGUUUGGUAUAGUCUACUACAAAUGAAUUAAAACUAAUACGUGCAUAUACCUGAGGAUUGCAAAGAUAUUCGACGGAUAGAAAAGAGUGUACUGUAGGAAAAAAAAUAGGUGGGCGGACAAAAAUUUGCCUGCAUGGCGCGUUGAUGGAAAUUGCCCGAUCGGUAUCAACAGCUCACAAUAAUUUUUUUCGUCAUUUAAACGUCGUAUAUAAUUCGCAGCGACGCAGGCUUGAUUCCUGCCAGAGAGCCUGUAGUUUCAUUUAUCGCAGCUGAUCCUGGAUGGGCCAAGAUAAAUGUAUAAAACUUACACUCAAAUUUUCUAUAAAAAGUCCUUCAACAUUGAUUUAGUUCAAUCGAAUAAGAUGCCCAAAAAUCCUGAUACUUGCGCUUUCUUUGUCUUGUAUUUUCACACGUUCGAUUACAGCGCGUGUAACUGAAUUGUUUUGCUUAAUAUACGUUUUAAAAUCAUAGCUGUGAGAAAUUUCCCGCGAUUUCCAUAUAUACAUGAUGCAGUUAUAUUAUAUUUAUGGACAUAUUAAUUAUUACGUUGAAAUCUUGCCAUCAUGGAUGUUUCGGUUGCAUGCAGAUUUUAGAUAUUAUAGAAGUAUACUUUUGUACAAUGCAUGCAAUGUGCUUUUGCAGAUGUCCUACAUUUUCUACACAUAAAGAUCCAAAAGAUCUCUUUAUAUUAUAAACAUUAUACAAGACCAGUGUCAGUAUAUCACAUUAAUUUUGUCUUUGUAGUUUUUGAUAUGUAUGUUUUAUGCUGAUAUAAAGAAAUUCGAUGUUUAAUUAUCACCUUUUAUGCAUAAUAAAAGAAAGUGCGAACAUUAUUAUCCUUCAAAGUUUCAUAUUAACCUAAGUGUAUGAAAAACAGCUUUAUGUGUUUAGAACACAUUGUCCAAGAAUAUCAUUUUUUUGUUGCAAUACAUGCAUGCACGUUCAUGAAUGAAACACUCAAUUUGGCUAGCGAGGAAAAUUCCCUUUUUCAAAGAAUAUGGAAUUUUUCACUCCCCAACGGAAUGAGGAAUCGGUGUGGGAUACCCAUUUUUUAAUUUGGAAUUUUUAAGCUCUAAUUAUGAGCAAAAGUUAAUUUCCUAUACCCAUUCCCAUAUAGUUUCCAUGUUAAUGCAAGCAUGCCAUGCAACAGCCAAUGACCUUUAAACCAAAUGGUAGAAGACAAAUUGGUGACAAAAAACUUAGGGGAUGAUAUCUUAAUGAAUGACUGUGGGUUGUCAGUCGACAUGCCCUUCGAAGAGGAUGCUAAAAAAGAAAGCAUUAACAUUGAACAAUACAGGUGUUACUAUACCAUUACUAUAUUUUACACUGAAAUUCAAGAAAGCAAUGAACUGACAGCCCAAUCUCGUCCCCCGAGCAUGCCCAUUCGCAAUAUAAGGGUGGGCAUAGCUCUGGAGAAAUCGAAUUGAUUCACGUUGAAUUUCCAACGUGAGUUCUACGCAUGCUCGGUAAUUGUUGCAAAAUAUAAACAAAGUAUUUUGAAUUUCUCGUCGAAAAUUUGAUACUUUUUACACCGAAAUCGAUUGAAAACAAGUAAAAGGUCUGGGAUGUACGAAAACUUCGGAUUGAUAGAGAUACAACUACCUGAAAAAUACAAGGAGAACUUCGACGUUUCGAGCGAAGGGUUCAAGGCGCUUCGACUUGUACUGCUAUGUUAGUGUUUGUAAUUGUAUAUAUCGUACUUUACCAGUUUAUCUUUUACACUGUCGGUAUUCAAGAUAAAUAUAAUCUCCUCAAUAAUGAGAGAAUGUUUGCUGUGCCAGUGUGGACCUAACACUACGUAUACCAUAAAUGCUGACAAGUCUAAGGGCGUUCGCUCGAAAUGUCGAAGUUCUCCUUGUAUUUUUCAGGUAGUUGUAUCCCUAUGAAUCCGAAGCUUUCGUACAUAUUUCCCCCAGAAUUUGUAGUUGUUUUCAAUCGAUUUUGCAGUGUAAAAAGUAUCAAAUUUUCGACGAGAAAAUUCUAAAUACUUUGUUUAUAUUUUGUAACAAUUGCCAAGCAUGCGUAGAACUCACGUUGGAAAUCCAACGUAUACUAUCUGCCGCUAGCCAAUCACCGGCCUGAAUCAAUUCGAUUUCUCCAGAACUAUGCCCGCCCUUAACCUGCGAACGGCCAUGCUCGGCGAACGAGAUUGCUGACAGCCCCGAAAAUAUUAGGAAGGAGCAAAUUCUUUCUCACUAGCUAUGUGCUUAUUUAGUAAACUGGCGGCCCCAAUAUUAUUGGCUGCUCCUUUGCUAUAAACUAUUGUUCUGAAAUCUAGUAACUGUACCCGAACUGUUGCAGGCACUGUAAAAAAUAUAGUAAGUUAUGGAUCUCCUUGUCUGUAGUUUGAUGUAACAUUUUAUUGUAUCUGUAUAUAUUAUUUCAUAUUACUAUUGAAGUUUACCAGGCUAGCCACAGGUACGCACUGCGUGCCUAUUUUUCAUGAGUGUAAUAACAAGUUUUUGACAUUUAGGCGCGGUCAAUUCAAUAUCAGAAACGUUGAACACCUUUUUCCUCUAAUUUACUUUUCUAUUAUCAUAUAUAUUGAAAAAGUAUAUUGUAUACGAUACAUCUCACAAAAAAUAAUUAAGUCUCACAUAAUGAGACAAAUGAACAACUUAAAGCAGGUGUAUGCAUACGAGAUCAUUCCCAAUCAAAUCUGACAACCAGUUCAUGCGGUGAGCAUGAGUUAAAGCAAACAUAUAAAGAACCGCAUGCACCAUUAGACGUUACUGUCUCAUCAUGUUGAUAUAAAUCGUUAGAUUUAACAGUAAUAACUUGCAAUCUUCAAUAGACAAGUCAAAUAAAACAGUGGUAUUCAGUCUGUACGCGCUAUAUCUAUUACACAAACUACUCCAUUGGUAAGUCAGUCACUUUUAAACGACGUUCACACUACGCCGGAGCGGUUUGAAAAAGUCAAGUUCCGUUUUUUGUACCGCUUGCAAACCAAACAUCUCGGGUCUCAAAACAAUAAAUUCGAAUGUUUUUCGUUUAAAUUUCUUUGCUCUAUUUGAAAUAUUUUGGGUUUACAUAAGUGCAAAUUUAAUGUGUAAACAAACUGUAUCAGCGAAUCGGCGUAGUGUGAACACACGUAAAAGGUAGCGUCAUAUUUUGCUCCAGCGUAGUGUGAACGUAGUCUUAUUCAUCCCCUUUAAUAUACAUCAUGCUGUACGCGCUAUAUCUAUUACACAAACUACUCCAUUGGUAAGUCAGUCACUUUUAAAUGACGUUCACACUAUACGCCGGAGCGGUUUGAAAAAGUCACAAUUAGCCGUCGCGUGAACGCAAACGCCGUUUCCGUGUUUUGUACCGCUUGCAAACCAAACAUCUCAGGUCUUAAAACAAUAAAUUCGAAUGUUUUUCGUUUAAAUUUCUUUGCUCUAUUUGAAAUAUUUUGGGUUUACAUAAGUGCAAAGUUAAUGUGUAAACAAACUGUAUCAGCGAAUCGGCGUAGUGUGAACACACGUAAAAGGUAGCGUCAUAUUUUGCUCCAGCGUAGUGUGAACGUAGUCUUAUUCAUCUUUUUAAUAUACAUCAUGAAGUAUUUGUGUAUGUGUAAUUUAUCUUCACUCAAACUUAAAAGCAGAUGUGCCCAUAUUCUAUGUAAUGAUUAUAAAUCAGAUGAUUUGUUUUUGUGCCGGAAAACAUUACUCAUGGUCUUAAAAAUCCUUUAUAACUUUUUAGCAUUAGAUCUAUGAGAUAAUGUGAAUCGUGAUAUCGAUUUAACUACGUUUGUGCAUUGAUCAAGCUAAACCUUAAUUAACACUAGUAACUUCCCGACGAAGGAUCUUCUCUCACAACGUUGAUUUUCAGGCAUUUGUACGAUCUCUCUCACACCGCAGAAUAUGAUAUAUUUAGCAUAUAUACUCGGGAGGUGCACCUCAUGGAUAGUGCUUUUCAUUCCUUGCACUACUCACCUCCGGAAAAAACCCCAAAAUGGCUUCCCGUUUUGUGACAGACAAGCAUUUUUUUUCUACUAAACGAAGCUGCGGUUUGGCUUCGCCAAACGCGAAGAAAGCUACAAAGUUUUGUUUAACAGCGUGUGUGGAGGUAUUCUGCGUGUAAAUACUGUUUUGUUUACAACUAUUACGGGAGCUGAAAUACAAAUUGUUUUAAAAAUAUUUUCCCAAUUACUUGUUUAUUUGGUCUCAACGCUUCACAUUUCCGUGAAUAUACUUGCACUAUUCACCUCCACUUCGGAAAAUAAUUGUCAAAUACAGUUUUUAUUACCCCCAAAAGGUUGCCACUACAACCUGUUUCGUCCAAAAGGAAUCAUCAUGUAGCUCUAAAUACUAAUAUAAAGUUUCCAGUCCCGUUGUCACACGAUUUUCGCCCCCCCGCAGGAGAUUGCCCCCCCCCCUAAGGAGAUUCGCUUCUCCCCCCACCUCGAUCUCGACCGGGGCGAAAUCCCUAGGAAUAUCGACCCCCUGAGGGAGAAUUUCCUAGGAAUAUCGUCCUCCCCACCCAUAUCAAUUUUGAUCUAAAAACAAAACGAUUGCAAGUUGAAAAUAGCUUUGAAAUGCGAUUUAUUGCUCACAGAGAUCACAUGAAAUCAUAUUGUCAUACGGUCGACGCUGCCUCCUCCGCAGGCCCUCGUUGUGUCAUGGGAAGGUCGCAAUUUCGAGAGGGCCUGCGGAAUCUUGUAAAAUGAAUAAAUAAUGCUUUGAACCUGCUUCGUUAAAGAAGGCAGUUUUAUUCGUGCAACGUUGGUGUGGACAACAAACCUUAUCGUUAAAAAGUGCGUCCUUCCACGUCCUUAGAGUCGCCAGUUUAAUUUACAAGUUUCACGCCGCUUUUUCAUAUCUGUUUAUAUUCAAGAUUAUGUAGAAAUUUACUUGCUGACGUGACGCCGGCGCCAUUUUUUUUACAAGAUUCCGCAGGCCCUCGCCAGAUCGUGACCUUCCCAUGACGCAACGAGGGCCUGCGGCGGAGGCAGUCGUCGACGUGCUUGGGGGAAGUGGGUCAAUUCUCUAUUCUCAAAACAGGAGAGAAGAUGGCUCCUCAUUCUCUUUUGAUCAAAGCGCAUACAUCGUGCACUGGCUGUUUUCCAACUGCUAAUUCGUACGCGAAAGCGAUAGCAAACAAUUAAUCCACAGUCAACUGAUCCGGUCUGGGUCUGAACAGGUGGAAUAGAUAUGGCGGAUACGGACAAUAGUAGUGCCGCUGGGAUCAAUGCAAAGAUGAAGGAAACUUUUGAGAAACAUAAUAGGUUACUCGACCGAUACCACAAAUGUGAUGUUCGGACAAUACACUCAACUCAGUUUCUCAACUACUCAAAUCAGAAUUUAGCUACGUUCAACUCGUGAAGUGUCCCUGUCACCUUAACUACCUAGUAUCAUCAUAUGCUGCGUUAAAACUACCCAAGAGUGUAGAGGAUCUGUGCAAGGAUGUUUACGCGCAUUUUCAUCGAUCUUCAAAACAAAAUGUCCAUAAACAGUUUCAAACCUUUUUUAUAUUGAACCCCUAAAACUUUUGUCUCCCGCUUUCUUUGGAAGAGUGCGUUAAUUAACCGACUACUUAAACAGUUUAAAGCGUUAAAGCCUUGACAGCCAACGAAGAUCCAUCUCACUCGAACGAUCGCAUUUUGGUGUCACUACGGAAUCGUUUCAUACAGAUGUAUUUGGAGUUCUUAACUUACCAACUCGAACGUCUCAAUGCAUUUAAUUAAUCGAUUGUUCCAUAGUGAACGUCCUCUCCUUCACAUGUUGAGGCCAGAGGCGGAAAGCCUUAUAUAUCAAUUCCAUUGCCAGUUAUUUUAUGAAAAUCAAUGUCGUAAGGUCCACGCAGCCAAAGGACCUUGACCCAUGAACUGACGUCCAACAUCAUGUACCGUUGCACCAGACCUACAUUGGCUUUGCAGCAACUGCCACUCUUAACGAUAUUGAGAACGGGGCAGAGAAAGAAGAUAUUGUUAAGUUCCUAACGGAAUGUAAGAACGUUUUCAUUGAGAGCAUUCUUCAGAUACAAAGCGAUUCGACAUAGAUAAUCCAGUUAAUUAAAUUGUGCAUUGUCGUCCAAUGCCGCUGCAUUUACGCCUCGAUCAUUGUAGAGCAUUUGUCAGAAAUUACCCUAGCUUCCUGAAAGUUACCAUCGACAUCAACAAGCUUCAUUAUGGAGUGGAGACAACACGCAUUUGAGGAUUAGGCUAACCCUGAGCUUCUCUGGGAUAAUUAUUGGUUGAACGUACGGGACUCGAAGACCCCAACAGGUGACCCAAAAUACUCAGUCCUGAUCGGCUUUGUGGUCAUAAUUGCGGCUUCAUUGCCGUUUUCAAAUGCGUCGGUCGAGAGAAUUUUUAGUUAGCUUAAGCUUGUUAAAACGGGUCAACGGAAUUCGUUGAAAUCAACGUCAUUGGUUUCGCUUACUUCAGGCUAAGAUGAGAAUGAAGAAUGGACACAUCGCGGCUGCCAGCUAGUAAACGAAUGAUGGAUAUUGCAGGCAAGACGAAGUCAAGUGCCAACAUGACUACAUUUUCAUCAUGAUUACGUAUUUAUACGUUUUUAGUCUUAUUGACUCAGUUUAUGUGUUAGUUGUACUUGCGAGUUGCGACACUGUAAGGUAUUGUACGAAAAACGAUCGAGUUAAUAGAAUUUUUACGUAAAUAGCUUGGAAAACGUCUGAAGCAAAUUUGAAGGAAAUUUUAGUAUUUUACGCAAGGAAAUUUCGGUCGAAAUUGGGAUGGAAAAAGGAUAUUUUAGUUUUUCAAAUUGGAAGCACCGUAACGACUUUUGGCUUGGAUGUUUUGAUUAUUUUUUCGUUUUUCACUCUGAUUUAUUCUGUUAAUCAAACCAAUUUCACGGAAAUAAACUGAUGUAUACCUUUAUUAAAACAUACAGCAAUUAUUGUAAAAAAUAGUCUUGUUUUUUCAAAACAAGACUAUUUUUUAAUAUAACAGAAUAGUUGUAACUUACUUGAAUAAAUAAAAGAGAAUAUUUUGAUCGACCCCGAGGCCAUUUUUUCCAUAUUUUUUGUAUGAUAAAACGCUACCAAUAGCUAUAGAAUCUCGUAUAGAAUAACCAUAGAACCUUAAUUUGUUUCUAAAAAGGAACUUUUUUCUCUCAUAUAAUGUAAAUCUUGCCAACAUUGCAUGGCAUGUAUAAUGUUCUGAUAUUUAAUAGACUUCUUGAUAUCUCGGCUACAUGUAAAGUUGUAAACAACUGAAUAUAUAAUGUCCAUAUUCUAAAUAUAAACUAAUCGUAAUACGUGCGUUAAUGAUUAAUAGACGUACAUUACUAUACCAUUCCCUUUGUUUUAACUUGAUUGUCAAAUAUCAAAGUGUUUAAAUUAAAUUUGAAGUUAUUCAGCUAUUUCAUUGUUAUGUUAGUUUAUUAGAUUUUAUGGAUAUUUAUGUCCGUAUCGAUUCGGUGGUCUUCGAAUUCGGCUUGAUCUUCUUGGUGCUACAUUGUUUUCAUUACUGAUGAAUGGCUGAUUGUCCUGCGAGUUUUCUUGAUAAUCGAAACCUUCAUCAUCAGUGUCUUCUUCUCGUGGUUUAUUUAUUCGCUUGAAAUGUGACACGUUCCGUUUCACAAUAUGACCAUCUUUACUUUGGGCAAGUAUCUCUGAACCAGUUUUCUUUAUCACUUUAUACGGUUUGUGAUUAAAAUUCGCAGUUAGCUUGUUUUUCUUUUCUUGUCUAACCAGUACAUAAUCUCCAACUUGUAGAUCACUUUUUUUGUGUUUCUCCUUUGAUUUGCAUAUUCUCGGUUUCGUUCUUGUCGUGUUUUCUCAUUGUCUCGAGCUUCUUUAUGUCGAUUGACAAUCUUGCUGUUUAUUACUGGUAAUUUUCCUUUUAUCACUCGGUUAAACAACAGUUCUGAUGGAGGUACUCCUGUAGUGCAAUGUGGAGUGGUACGAUAUUGUAAAAGAAAACGGUUCAAUUCUUGUUUCCAUGGUCGUCCUUCGAGUGUCGCUGUCUUGAGCGCUUUUCCUAACGGUCGCAUAAAUCGUUCAACUGUAGCAUUACCUUGGGGCCAGUAGGGUGUUGAAAACUUAGCUUGAAUACCAAGUGCUUUCAGAUAUCGUGCAUACUCGUCUCCAUUAAAAGGGGGACCAUUGUCAGAUAUAAUGGUGUCAGGAAUGCCAUUUUGUCAAGUUUUGGAAUGACUGUUGAGGCUCGUGUUGAAUGAACGAUCUCAACCUCUGGGAAUCUGGAGUAUCUAUCUACCGCCACUAAAAUAUAUUCAGACGAUGGUAGUGGACCAUAAAAAUCUAUGUGGACAGUUCUCCAUGGUAACUCUGGCAUUUCGGUCAUACGUAAUGGUUCUGGAGGAUUCGCCUGUCCGACAGCUUGACAAGUGGUGCACUUAGCAAUUGUGUUUUUGACUUGGUUGUCAAUUUGCGGAAACCAGAUUUUUUUCACGAAUUAGAGACUUCGUUUUCUCUAUUCCUAAGUGUGUCUCAUGUGCUAUAUCUAUUGCACGUUGUUGUAGAGCAGCAGGAAUGACAAUCCGUGUUCCUCGAAGUAUAACACCGUGUGUGGUAGACGUAAGUUCGUUUUUUACGGCUUUGAACGGUUUUACAAUUGGGGAAUCCCAUUUGUUUGUUUUAAUCGCAUCAUGGAGUGCUGUUAGUGCCGCGUCUGCGUUAGUUGCAUUGAUUAUUUCUUGUAAUGUCAUCGCCUUAGGGACACUGUUCUGAGUUAUAAAAUUAAUAUAUUGUUCCGUCAUCUUCUCCUGUUUUCGUUUAAUUGCUUUCGUUUGUUGGAUGACGGGCAAGAUAGUCCGCAGGCUUGCUGGCACCUGAUUUAUAAAUUAUCUUAAAUGUAUAUGGUUGUACGUUGUUGUAGAGCAGCAGGAAUGACAAUCCGUGUUCCUCGAAGUAUAACACCGUGUGUGGUAGACGUAAGUUCGUUUUUUACGGCUUUGAACGGUUUUACAAUUGGGGAAUCCCAUUUGUUUGUUUUAAUCGCAUCAUGGAGUGCUGUUAGUGCCGCGUCUGCGUUAGUUGCAUUGAUUAUUUCUUGUAAUGUCAUCGCCUUAGGGACACUGUUCUGAGUUAUAAAAUUAAUAUAUUGUUCCGUCAUCUUCUCCUGUUUUCGUUUAAUUGCUUUUGUUUGUUGGAUGACGGGCGAGAUAGUCCGCAGGCUUGCUGGCACCUGAUUUAUAAAUUAUCUUAAAUGUAUAUGGUUGGAGGCGAAGUACCUAUCUUUCAAUUCGCGCUGAUGUUUUGGCUGUACGUUGGCCAUAAAUAAUUUCUAAAGGUUUAUGGUCAGUUAUUAGUGUAAAUUCACUUCCAAAUAAAAAUAAAAAUAAAUGGAAAUGUUCAACCGCCCAUACUAUCGCUAACGCUUCUUUUUCUGUCUGGGAGUAUCUCUUUUCUGUAUCAGUCGGCGCUCGACUGGCAUAUGCAAUAAUCUAUUGACUGUCUACGUCGCCGUUUCUUGGUUUCUGAGGAAGAAUUCCAGAAAUUCCUACAGGACUAGCAUCAACUGUUACAAAAGUUUGUUUGUUUUUGUCGAAAUAUGACAUACAUGGAGCAGUUGCAAGCGUGUUUUUCAGCUUUUCAAAAGCAGUUUGGUGUGUUUGAGUCCACUCAAAACAAACAUCCUUUUUCGUCAGGUCACGAAGGGGAGCAGUUAGUGUUGCGAAAUCUCGAAUGUACUUACUACUAUAGUUGGCCAUGCCAAGAAAGCUCCUGACUUCAUGUGCAUUAUUUGGCUGAGGUGCAUUUAAUAGAUCAGCUACUCUCCUAGGGUCAGGAUGAGUACCUUCUUUCGAAAAGACCUGUCCGAAAAAUGACAAUGUAGUGCUAAGGAAAUUACUGCACUUGCUUCGGUUUAGUCGUAAGCCCUUCAUUGCAAGUCGUUGUAGACAUUUGUCAAGAUUAGCGUCAUGUUCAGUUCUUGUUGAGCCGAAUGCAAUGAUAUCAUCAGCUAUGUUCUUGACGCCUUUAAGCCCUUGCAGUGCAGUUUGGAGUUUUGUACUGAAAUAUCUCCGCUGCAGCGUUUGUACCAUAGUUUAGUCUUUUGUAGCGAUACAAACCUACAUGAGUGCUAAAGGUUGUUAUAUAACGAGACUGUUCAUCCAGUUCUAACUGAUGAUACGCUUGGCUCAAAUCAAGUUUCGAGAAAAAUUUUGCUCCAUUCAGGGCAAAACUAACAUCAUUUACUGUUGGUAUAGGAUGGCGUAUACUCGUCUUAUAGCUUCAUUUGCGAGCCGCAUGUCGACACAUAUGCGAACCUGUCCGUCUUUUUUGGGAACAGCUACAAUGGGUGAAACCCAAGGAGUAGCUUCAUUUUCGGGCACUUUUUCAAUGACAUCUUGAUUUUCUAAUUCAGUUAUCGCGUUUUUCAUUUUUUCUCGAAUGUGAUAGGGUAUGCGCCUUUGGGGUUGUGCUUUCGGAAUUUUAGUUUUGUCUAUAUCUAGUUUGACUUUUUCUCCCUUCAAUUUUCCAAGAUCCGAAAAAACUUUAGAAUGCUUUUGAAGGAUGUUUUCUAGUGCGGCAUCCUUUGAUGUCAGUUUGUCUAAAUGCAGACUAAUAAGUCCGAGUUCUUGUGCAGUAGAAAGAGAAAGUAAGUUUCCACAGUUCGCAGCUUUAGCGACAUAGAAUGUGGCUACAGAUAUUCGUUUUCGUGUUUCGAUUACCGCUUCGAAUUUUCCCAAAAAUUCAACUGGUGAUUUCGUAUUAUACGCGAAAGCUUUCGUGUUCGUGCGAGUUAAUUUUAUGUCUUGCAUUUUGUUAAAAGUGUCACGAUCGAUCACAUUUAUUGUCGCGCCACUGUCAAUUGUUGUUUGAUGAAAUUUGGCACCGCCUACUGUAACAUUGACCUUGUUGUGCUUUGUAUUUGUCAUGGUAUAUAAAUAGUCUUCAUCGGAACUCGAGUUUGAUCCUGUAUCUAAUGUUUUUAAAUUUCUUUGUGCAUGCUUUUUGUUUGAGUAUCUCGGUGAUCGCGUUUGUUUUUGUUUUCCUCGACAAACAGCAGCGAAAUGAUUCGGUUUUCCACAAUAACAAUUAUUACAGGUUUUCCCUUUCGCUGGACAUGCCCCUGUGUUUGGAUAAGCACGCCCACAAUUUCUGCAAAUAACAUUACUACUGUUCGAAAUACUACCGUUACUUGAUUUUUGUUCUAAUUUAUUAGCCUCACCGUCAGUUUGUUCUUUAGAUUCGAUUUUUUGAGCUUGGUACUUGCUCUGUUCGUCACGACGUCCUUCUAAAAGCAUUGAUUUUAAGUCAAAUGUAGGAUCACGCAGUGCUAGCUUUCGUAUUUUCGAUGAAUUUCCGCCUAUAAAUAUAAUGAUUUGUUCUUCGAUUUCAAAUUCAACGUCUGCGAUUUCACAGGUUUCUGACAUUGUUCUAAGUCUGGUGUGAAAUUGGUCUAAUGUCUCAUUGUGUUCUUGAGUUGUUUGUCGAAAACGAUAAACUUCGUACCGCCGAUUCUUUUGAGGGUCGAAGUAAGCCUUUAAUUUCUGUUUUGCGAUGUUGUAGUCCGUAUCAGUUCCUGUCUCGGGGAUUUGUUUAAAAAUCUCGCGAACUCUCGGUCCGGCUUGAUAUAGCAAGAGUGCACGUUUUCGCUUUGCAUCCGUUAUUCCACUUGCGGUUAUAUACAUUUCAAAGUCUGACUGCCAAUUGUUCCAUCUUGUCGAAAGGCUUGUUCCGAUUUUUGCAUCUGGGCAAAAUUCUGGCAUUGGAGUUAUUGUUACAGAUUGCAUGAUCUGUACAGCCGGUUGCUGCAGUGGUUGAGGCUCUGCCUGCUCUUCCACCAUCGUUUCGUUUAAUAGAAUACGUUUAUCUUCGUGCCAUUAUAAUGUUCUGAUAUUUAAUAGACUUCUUGAUAUCUCGGCUACAUGUAAACAACUGAAUAUAUAAUGUUAUACUCCAAAUAUAAACUAAUCGUAAUACGUGCGUUAAUUAUCAAUUAUUGGACGAGGUUGAGCAAAGUAUCGUGAUUUGUCGGUGGCGAGCAGAUCAAUUAUUUGCCGAUGCCGAAGGCAGAGGCAAAUAAUUGAUCUGCGAGCCACCGACAAAUCACGAUAUUUUGCGAGAACCGAGUUCAAUAAUUGUUUUAUCAUUCAUAAUAUAUAUCAUAAAGCUUCAUUUUAUCUUUUAAUAUAAGUUCGCCGUCUCUCUUUCUUGCUUCUGCGUAAAACGUGCGAAGGACGUUGGCAAGAGAUUCUUUUGUAGUUUUGAGCCAACUAUAGAUCGUCUUCGUUGAUUUAUCUUGCUUCUAAAUGCUGGCGAAAGACAUUGACGGCGGUUUUAGUUGCUUUUUCAGGCAGGCAAGUAAGCAAGACAACUCAUUUUCCGAAUGUUCAGCAAAGCGAGCCGCCAUUGUUUACAAAAAUUGAAGGCAACGAGCAUGCUCAAACUAUUAUUUGUAGCUGAGCAACGUUUCUAACAAAUGCGCAUGCUCAGACUAUUAUUUGCACGCAGUUAUUUGCAGGUAAAUUAACCAAUCAAAAUUGAGAAUACUAUAAAGUGAAUGAUAAUGAUUAAUAGACGUACAUUACUAUAGCAUGCAUUACACUCUUUCAGUAAAACGGCAUGCUCGCUCCAUGAAUUGGGCAGUGGAGGCAUAAACACGCGCGUCUUGACCCCCAGACACACGUGGGGAGUCAGAUUUUGGCUUCAUGAUAAAGAUAGGCAGUUUAUCUGAAGGUAGAGUUCCAGUUAUAUAUUCCUUUUGUAACAUAAGUAGUGUCCUUUUUGUAAUAUUCGUUGUUUCCUUUUGUAACAUAAGUGCAGGGCAACCUCGUACCCAGGGUAGUUGCUAAAUACCCUGGGAACGAGGUUGAGUACAGGGCCGUAGCUAGCAUGUUGGGGGGGGGUUCGGAUCAUUCAUGGCAUACGUAUCAUUCAUGGCAUACGAUCAUAGCCACGAAGGUGUUUGCUAUCGCGAAAAUGAAGACCAAAUAAACAAAAAUACGCAUACUUUACGCAUAGCCAUAGCCAUUGAGUAAUUAACCGAAAAACAUUUACCGAUUUAUGAUUUGUAAAUUGUUAUCCAUAUAAAUGCCAUGAUUUCGUAAAUCAGUUUAUACUGACAAUACAAUUCUAUAAUAUUUUCUCUGUUUAACAACUAUAUUAUUCUAUACUAUUAUUGCCGUAAUUUUCCGAACCCGAUUUUCCGAAUAUGUUAAUUCUAAAAAAGUUGGGGGGUGGAGAGGGGGUGGGGGGGUUAACCAGCCAUACACGCCUUUGUCAAUUUUGAGAGUAAUUUUCAAUUCAUACCUGUGAAAAACUGUGAAUAAUCUUUAUUUCUUUUUUAUCUAGAAACUAUUAAAUAUUUUUCAAAUGUUUGAUUUGAAUAAUGUAAUAAACGAAACGACCAGAAUAACGUUAACAUCAGAAAACUUAAUUGACCUCAUUGUUACUACAAGAAUGGAUAUGAUUUAAUCGUCAGGGGUAUUCCCAUUUGGAUAGGAGACUACCAUUUGGAAUAUCCGAUCACAAUCUCGUAUACGCAACGCUUAGGCUUAAAGUCAAAAGGCCCCCACCACUAGUUAUAAUAAGAUGCAGGAAUUUUAAGUUGAUGAACGAAACUAAUUUCAAAAGAGAUGUCUCCAGAGCACCCUUUCAUAUUGGUGAAAUAUUUGACGAUUGGACAUGGGAAAAACUGUUCAAAGACAUCCAUGCGCCUUGGAAAGAAGUGAAAAUAGGGAGUAAGUCGUUACCCUGGAUGAACAACACCAUAAGACUUAAAAUAAACAGGAGAUUUAAACUCUUUAAGAAAGCUAUAAAAACCAAAUGCGCAGAAGAUUGGAACAACUACAAGAACAUAAGAAAUGAGAUUACGUCAGAGCUAAGAAAGGCAAAAGUCGAUUAUUUCUCGAACAUGUUCGGCGAGGUAACGACUUCCAAAGCAUAUUGGGAUUUGAUUAAAAAAUCCGUUUCACCAAAAGUUCGCCAAAAUAUCGGACCUAUCAGGAGAGAUAAUGGUACCCUGGCAGUGAACGAUGAAGAAAAAUCAAACCUAUUUAAUUGAUACUUAAACGAGAGGUGAAACAUUAGCUCUUUCUUUACCUAGACCCCCGACGACCGCCCCUAUUUGCAUAUCCAAGAUAACAUACAGAGGUAUAUUAUAAACAUAAAACCCAGAAAGUCAACAGGACCGGACGGCAUAUCCCCAAGUCUCUUAAAGUUAGCUGGAAAUGCAAUUAUACCAUCUUUGAUCGAUUUAUUUAUUUGGAGCGCCCAGGCAGAAGAAAUGUUCGAAAGCUGGAAACUUGCCAGAUUAACUCCGAUUUUUAAAAAGGAGGCCGAAGAAGAUAGAGCGAAUUGUCGCCCCAUCAGUCUACUGUGCGUGCCGAGCAAGAUCCUUGAAGAAGAGAUAAACAACACCAUUGUAAAACACGUCUUCCAAGAAAACCAGUUAAUGACAGAUCGACAGUGGGCUUAUCGUCGUGGCUAUUCUACGGAACUGCUUCUAGCUCACCGUUAACAGAAACUUGGAGGAAGGCAGUUGAUUCCAGCUUAAAAGUUGCCGUGGCAUUUAUAGAUUUGACAGUGUAUCCCACGACUUUGCCAUCGGUGACAGCCUGCCCAUGUGGUUAAAAAGCUAUCUGAGAGACAGGACGCAGUACACAGUUGUAAAUGGUAAAGAAUCCUCUAUCGCGAAGAUAACCUACGGAAUCCCACAGGGAUCAGUAUUAGGCACCACCCUAUUUGCACUGUUUACAAACGAUCUACCUGAAAAUGUAGAAUCUGGAAAUGUUUAUAUGUACGCGGACGAUACGACGUUAUAUUGUAUCGAAGACUCAGCCGACGAAGUGGUAUCGACACUUAACAAAGCCCUGAGUGAACUUUAUGAGUGGUGCAUAGCAAACCAACUAACCCCACAUCCCCAAAUAAGCGAAGUGAUGCUCCUCUCAAGACAACAUAUAAUAGGUCCACUUGCCCCAGUUUUUCUAGAAGAUCAAAUUAUCAAGUGGGUAAAAAAGACGAAACUUCUCGGGAUGGUCAUUGAUGAGAAUCUUAGCUGGAAUGAACAUUUAUCGGAACUAAAACUGAACUAUGUUAACAAAUUAAAUCUUGUAAAAACAUCAAGGUUUUUGCCGACAAGUAUACUAUUAGAUUUAUACUUUAAAGUUAUUCUUCCAUGCAUUACCUACGCACUGGUUGUUUGGGGCGGAUGUAGUAACAAGGAAAACUUCAAGUCAUUAGAACGCUUGCAUUGUAGAGCUGCAAGAAUUAUAUACAAAUUACCUAGACACAUGCCAUCAGAAGAUGUGCUUUCCAAAGUCGGUUGGAACACAUUAUUCUUCUACUAUAAGACAGCUAUAUUGAAACUAAUUUGUAAAAUAAUUAAGAAUGUAACACCAAACUCGAUGUCAGACUUGGUAAGCAGACGAGAAUGCAAUUACUCUCUACGAGCCAAAUACCAACUAUCUGCACCCGCUUCAAAACAAAAACUUUGAAGCUCUCUAUAACGUAUAGAGGUGCAAUCUUGUGGAAUGAAUAUAAAUCAAAAACAUAGCGAAAUAAACAUUGAUGAACAUGACAAUGUUAACGCCUUCGUAAAAAAGGCCAUAAAACCAAUCACCUUCAAAGACUUUGUCUUUUCAUAGUAAUUAAUUCUAUCUAAUUUAUAACUUUUGUAUAUAUCUCUAAGUGCACGACCCCACAAGCUUAUGCUUUAAACAUCAUCGUGCAUAAAUAAAGUCAUAUUAUUAUUAUUAUCUUUAAUAUUUAAACAUAGAAAUUAUAAAUUUUCAAGUUGUUUAUGUAUAUUUUGAGAUCUUGUGCUUAAUAUGCACGCGGACUCGUAUAUCCGUGCCGAUUAAUCCUUUAAUCGGCACACCUAUGCGAUUAAUGUUUAAUUUUAAUCGGCAUGGUUUUUAACCAAUCAGAAUCGAGUACAUUGACUAAAAUGAUAUUAAUUUCGAAAACCAAGCAAGAUACGGAAUAAUUGUAAAGGAAGUUUAUAUAUCAUUAUAAAAAUGUUCCAGGGCCGUCCCGAGGGACUCGCUUCAGGGGGGUGUUUGGUUAAAUCUACCUGAAAGUAUCAAAAGUUCGAAAUUUACCUGAAAAAUUUUUUUUUAGGGUCCAAAAAUUUUUUACAGACAUACCAAAAUUUUUCGUGACGUAAAAAAAAUUUUUCCAAACAUCUAAAAUUUUUCUAGAAUUUUUGUAAAUUAACCUCAUUCCUUUUCCAAAUUCACACUUAUUUUUGUAAAUUAACUUUCUCUGGGCCUAGAAAUUACCUGAAUUUGUGUUCAUUUACCUGAAUUUCUUCUGCAAAUCUACCUGGAUUUACCUGAAAUUGCCCAAAUGCGCAAUUAUCGGGGGGGGGGGGUCGCUACGGUCGCUACGGCCCUGAUGUUCUUUCAAAUAAGACAAACUUAAUUUAUAUUGACCUAUAUUGCCCUCUCCUUUAAUAUUUUUAAAUGAAAAUUCAGCGUACUAAUAUACUAUAUAAGAUAGCUUUGCAUGGGUGAUAAACGUUGUAUUCUCCACGAAAACAAAGCAAUAAUACACUUUGCAAAAUCAAUUUACAAAAUACUGAUUAACGUUGCCAGUUAAAAAAAUCCUCAAUAAAAACAAUAUAACUAAAUUUAUUUAAAAACUCCUUUUAGAAACUCCAUUUAUAGGCGCCAAAUUGAAUAUUUUUAUCUUGCAAGAUGACAUACAUGAAGUUUAUUGCGACUCCGAUUGCAUCACUCGCAGUCCUUUCCAACAUUUGCGUGGUCAUUUUAUUUCUUCGCAACACAAUUUGGUUAACGAAACCUUACAACGUGUUUAUCCUCCACCUGGCGUUUACUGACUUGACAACAGGAAUUUUGAUGUUCAUUGCUCCUGGCUUGAGUUUCAAACCAACUACAGUUCCAAACAACCUAUUCUUUGGUAGACUUUAUUGCCAAACUAUUUCCGGUUAUUGGCUGUUCUUUGCACUCGGAGCUGUAUCACUCUAUACUUGCUUGUUCCUUACUAUUGAAAGAUGGACGGCAAUUUGUCGACCGUUGAAGUAUAGAAUGAGAUUUGCCAACAAACAUUUGAUUAAAUAUUUGGUUCUGAUAUGGAUACUUGGAUUUGGAACGUCACGUAUUGGUACUGUGGAGAGAACAUAUCAAGCAAAGACCUCAAACAUGACAGCAGCAAAAUGCAUCGGUACACCACUAGUUGAAGGUAAAAUAAUAUAUUUAUCUUCUUAUGACAAUGUUAAAGGGCAUAUGACUCGAAAAUUGACGGUGUUAUUUUUUAGUCUAAUUUGAAAGAUCAUUGAAAACUGUAGAGUAACAUAUUUGACAGAUUUUAAGUUUGUUUUCUUGCUUCGUUUUGGAGAUAUUUCAUUUUGCAAGAUAUGCAAAGGACCAACUUUCUACGUCACACAUGCAUAAUGACUUACUUUAAAAUGUUAUAUAAUUUUGUCACUAUCAAAUAAAUUCGCUCAAAAUGAAUGAUGAGCACGAGAUUUGUCCACAACAACACCCAUGUAGGUUUUCUACUGAUUGUGUUUAGUCGUAUUAAAGAUAUACAGUUUUAGGGAUAAAUCUUUAUGCAUAUGUGACGUAGGAAGUUGGUCCUUUGCAUAUAUCAUACAAAAUGAAAUAUCUCCAAAAUGAAGCAAGAAAACAAAAAUCUGUCAAGGAAGUUACUCUACAAUUUUCAAUGAUCUUUCAAAUUAGACAAAAAAUAACACCAUCAAUCUUCGAGUCACAUGCCCUUUAAAGAUUAAAUACUGUAUUUAUCUUCGAGUAAAAACGCUAAAUUUGACGCUUGAGAUGAACAAAACUUCAUUGACAUUGUGACAAAGAGUUUUUAGCAUAUAUAUUACAUAUUAGCAUAUAUACAGUAUACAUGCAUAGCCUAUAUAUAUAUAUAUAUUACGCAGACUUCGCGUUCAUGCAUGGACAUCCUAAAAUUAUUAAAGGGCAUAUGACUCGAAACUUGAUGGUGUUAUUUUAUUAUCUAAUUUGAAAAAUCAUUGAAAACUGUAGCGUAACUUCUUUGACAGAUUUUUGUUUUCUUGCUUCGUUUUUGGAGAUAUUUUAUUUUGUAUGAUGUGCAAAGGACCAACUUCCUACGUCACAUAUGAUUUAGCAGUAAAAACGGUAUAUCUUUAAUACGACUAAACACAAUCAGUAGAAAACCUACAUGGGUGUUGUUGUGGACAAAUCUCGUGCUCAUCAUUCAUUUUGAGCGAACAUUUUAAAGUAAGUCAUUAUGCAUGUGUGACGUAGAAUGUUGAUCCUUUGCAUAUCAUACAAAAUGAAAUAUCUCCAAAACGAAGCAAGAAAACACAAAUCUGUCAAAUAUGUUACUCUACAGUUUUCAAUGAUCUUUCAAAUUAGACUAAGAAAUAACACCGUCAAUUUUCGAGUCAUAUGCCCUUUAAUUAAGGUAAGCGUCAGAUUAUUGCGAAAAUAUUCUGUCCUUAAAUUGGCGAAUAUUCGCUACCAAUACCUAUUUACUGGCGGCAGUGGGAUUUGAAUUCCACUCAAAAAGAUAAGACGUCUCCGAGAAUUAAUUAAUGACUCUGGAAUACAAUUCUCUUUCUCGCUUAUAAUUUCAGGAAACGACUAAGUUGCAUGGCUCAUUGCCUUGUUGGAGAAGGCAUGCAAUUCAAAAACUAGUUCUGCUCAUGUACAUGAUUGGGGUAAGAAAAAUUCAAUCAUUAUGGACACUGGCACUUAAUUGACUAAGAAAUUAUUUUUCAAACAGACAACAUGUUGAAUGCAAUGGGGUAACGUCCUCGUGGAGGUGUGGAGUACCUCAAGGGUCCGUUCUUGGACCAUUACUAUUUCUGAUAUAUAUUCAGUGGCGGAAAUUCACUUUUUCCGGUGGGGGGGGGGGCAAAGCCUCCUAAAUUUCCGACAAAACUUUCAAAUUUCUGACAUACCCUCCCCAUUUGCACUCGAAAAGACUGUUUUUAGCCCUCUUUUAGAUCAAAAUUUCCGAAAAUUCGUCAAUUUUCCGGUAGGUGGGGUGGGGGCGGCCGCCUCCCCGCCCCACCAAGAUUUCCGCCACUGUAUAUAUUAAUGAUGUUUGCAAUGUCUCAGAUGCCUUGGAAUUGGUCUUAUUUGCUGAUAAUACCAGUCUAUUUUUCUCAUCAUGAUCUAUAUCUAACUUGACCAACCUCAUCAAUAUAUAGAGUUACAUAAUAAGUUAUCUGAUUGGUUUAAAGCCAAUAAGCUAUCAUUAAAUAUAAAGAAGUCAAACUAUAUUAUUUUUAGACCGCGGCAAAAGAGACAAAUUACUAGUUUGCCGCUGUAUAUAAAUGAUCAUGAACUACAUUGUACAGAUCAUAUAGUUUUUCUUGUUAUAUGUAAACAACGUGUUUGAGUGUUUCAUCAGCGGAUCCAAACACGAGAAAACUGUAUGAAACACGAGCGCGAAGCGCGAGUGUUUUAUUGUUUUCGAGUGUUUGGUCCCCUGAUGAAACACGAGAAACGAGUUGUUUACACAACAUCUCAAACGAAAACAUUUCAUUGGCUUAUAUAUAUUAUUAUAGUAUAUUGUUGUGUUUUGACUUGAAUUUGUAAUUAGGAUCUCAGUUAUUAGAUGAAAACCGUUUUUCAUCUAACAACAGUGAUGGUAUAUGAUUUUUAACGUGUUUCCUUGCGGUAUCCAACCUCAAUCAUGUGACGAAUUAGGGUGAGUUCAUUCGCUAAUUUGCUCAUGAAUUAUUAAUGAGUUUGAGAUGGAGUAAUCCUGGAUGAAUACUUGUCUUGGUCACUUCACAUUUCGCAUAUUGCUAGCAAAAUUUCUCAUUUGGUUGGUAUCAUAUAUCGAGCAAGUUUUUGCCUCACCAAGAUAGCUCUACGUACACUAUAUACUAUGUACUUGACUAUCCUUACUUACAAUAUUGUAACAGUGUGGGGUUCAACAUACCCUUCCAAAUUGCUCCAAAAAAGGUGAUAAGAAUUAUCAGUAAGGUAGAAUUUGAUGCCCACACUGAUCCAUUAUUUAAAGAUAAUCGAUUAUUUAAGUUCAAAGAUAUUUAUUUUUACAAUCUGGGGAAUUUCAUGUUUUUAUACAUAAAUAAUAGGCUUCCUGGAAACUUUGACAACCUGGUGUUACGAACAAAGCAAGCUAGUGCAUGACUAUGGUUUGCGGAGAGCUGAAUUGUUAUAUGUACCAUUGUGUAGAACUAAGUUACGCCAAUUCUCUGUGUCCUAUCAAGGUUCAAGUUUUUUUAAUACACUGAGUAACGAUAUUCGUAUGCAACUUCAACAAUUAUUCCUAUUCAAAUUAAAAAAUUUCUCAUUCUUUCGACUAUAAUAUGUUUUUAAUACUUGGAUCUCCAACCCAGAUAUGCCAAAUUUAUUUAAGUCUAUCUGACUACUAGCACAGCUGUGAAUUCGAUAUUGUAAUAUUUGUUAUAAAUAAGGAAGCCCAUGACGCAAUGAGCCUUAUGGUUUCUACUUGGGCUUCCUCGUCACAUGUAUCUUUCAUUAAUGUACAUUUCAUUUGUAAAUAAUUCCUUUUUGUGGCAAUUUAAUAAAUUGAAUUGAAAUUGAAGAACAUGACUUUCUCCUUAGCUGAUGUUUUCAAAAUCCAUGUUUGCUGCAAAGUCAUUGAUGGAACUUAUUAUAAAACUCAAAAUAUAAAUUAAUCACGAUUUUGUUCAUAUCCUUGAAGAGUACAGUUGGUUUCAUCCGAAAUAUGGUAAAGUUGAUGGAGUAUCAGCCAACCAAUAUGAUUGGAUAAAUAAGCUACAAUUAGUUUCACACAUCUUGUAACUCCAAAGAUGUGUAAAAUUUUAAACAAAGAAAGUGGGCGGGGGGCGGGAUGGUGGGGCGGGGUUGACGCCUGAUGAACAAAAUAACCAAAUCCAAAUUGCAUGGAUAUAUGAAUCUUGAUUUAUGUCUUAUAAUUUCACAGGAGAUUUUAUUGGAUUGAUCACAGUUUUAUCUGUAAGUCUCAAGUUCUUUACUCCGUCUGGAAUAAUAUUGGUCCUGUAUGCUCGUGCUGUUCGCAAGAUGAUACAAACCGGCAAACAGUUCCACGGCCAGAACAAAAGAGAACAGGCCAUCAGAAAUGUUACCAAGAUGGCAGCGACAGCCUCACUUGUAUUGAUUGCUUGUUGGUUACCCAAUCAGGUGAGGACUGAUGGGUUAUUUUACAAACAAUGUUUUCAAUAACUGUCCACUAAAUUGUAAUCAAUUUCUCUUUUUAGAAGUUAUUAAGCUUCCACUCUUCGUAUCACUCUCAGCCUCCUUCCAUUAAAUGUUAAUUAUCAAACUUAUCAGUCCUUCCGAGAUAAUCUCAGCAACUCCUUGACUCCAAAUUUGUUUAUCAUUUUUAACAUGUAGGAGGGAAGGGUUGCACAUGGAACGACGUCACGUGGUAGAUAGGGAUGUUAGGGCUUACAUUUACAGUGUGGGAUAUCUUGUCUUUUUCUCUACGUUAAUUUAAAUAAAUUUUAAUUUACCUAACUUUGCCUUGGGUAACAAUAUUAAAAAUUGCAUUAUUAUAUAUAUCAGAAAUCAAGGCAGGAUUUCCGCAACAGCUACAGCCAAUUAUACCGUGGAUCCUUCUAUAACAAUAUUCGAUAAAUUAGUUAAGUUUACUGAACAGUAAACGGAAAACGACUAAACAAUUAAAUCAACCAAUCAAUUACCAACCAAGAGAUCAAGCAAUCAGACACUUACUUGUAAAAAAUAUAUUUUACCAUUGGUAAAAGCAAAACUUUUCCGUACAAUCUAAUAGCAAGAUUAUGAAUAUUAAGAGGAUGAUUCGUGUCACGAUGUGCAUGAGUUUGAUACGGAAAUGUUACUUUCGUCUCUGUGAUGGCAUCGUCCGUUUUUAGGAGGUCUGUACAGAUCAGAGACGUAUUUCAUAUUCCUGUCUGAAAACAGUGAUAUAGCAAUUUACUAUACAUGUAGGCUAUCAUCUUAUUGCCUAUAGUUCUGCUCUCACUGCUUAUUCUUAAGUGCUACGGAAUAUCUUCUGAAAAUCAAGAUAUUUCCGAAUUCAUUUAUAUCAAACGUUAUGACUAAAGGGAUCUACCAUCACACGUGCAAUAACCCAAAAAUUAUAGAUAAGUAGGCCAAUUUUUUCUUACCCACUCUUUGCAGCAAUUAUAUAGUUUUUUAGAUGUUGCUCUCGACCUCAAUAAUAAAAGCUACUGAUAAUACAUAAUUUCAAUUUCUGAUCAAUUAAAUAUUUUUAGUAUAGUCAUUGCCAGUGCGUAAUUUUUAUUUCAGAUUAAUUUAAUAUUAGUGAAGUAUGGCCAAGCUGGAAUGUUCAGUCAUUUCCACAAUACUACCAUAAUAUAUUUUUUUUAUUUCAGAUUAAUUUAAUAUUAGUGAAGUAUGGCAAAGCUAAACUGUUCAGUCACUUCCACAACUCCACCAUAGUGUUGGUUUCAAUGAACUCGACUUUAAAUCCAUUUAUAUACGCGUUGUGGGGAAGACAGUUUAGGAUUGGGAUUAAGUCUGGUUUGUGUCGAUGUAUUGGCCAUACCACCAAGAGUGACAUCACUUUGAAUUCUGGUCAAGAAGGCAGCUAUGAAUUAUCUUGUACAUCAGGACAAAAUAACAACGCUUUUGAAAUAUCAAAUAUUUAAUGCACAUUCAAUGUUCUUUCUUUCUUUCAAUUUAUAUAGACAAUAAUAAUUACUAGUGUUAUUAUGUACAUGACGAAAUUACUGCAAUCUGAUUGGUUAAGAGGAGUGCAAUUAGUAUAGGUAAUCGCAUGGGGCCGAGUAAAAUUAAGGUUUAAUUAAUUUCACGCGUGUUUUCAAAGUGUCACAAUUUGUGAAACUUUGAAAACACAAGUGAAAUUAAACCUUAAUUUUACGAGGAACUAUGCGAUUACUUGUUAAUCAUAAAGAGCAAAAUUUAUUCGUAAGUUAAUUGUGAACUCGUCAAGUUCUUGAACCUCGUAUGUCUCCAUGUCUUCGCCUUUUCACCGAUGUUUCUUGAUGCUGCUCUGGCUGCCAAUUUCUUAAAUACUCCAACCAAUAAAUUUGUACCCUUUCCUAGUGUUCAAUUUUUCGCUAGAAGUUUUUCAUUCUUCAAUAACAUCAUUAUCAGCGACGACAAAUGUCACAAAGCGAGAAGCCAUUGUUUUUAUUGCUAUUUAAAACAAGAAACUUCCCGCGCUUGUGUCUCAGCCAAUCAGGUACAAGUAAUUUUGCCCUGAAUUAAGAAAAAAUGCCCUCCUCAUUAGCCAAUCAUAUUUGAGUAAUUUUGCCUUCUAUAUGAUUAUUUCAUUAAUUGCACUCUCUAGGAGUGCAAUUAAUGAUUUUCGUGAUGGCUGGGGGGAACAUCCAAUAUGUAUGUGUCUCGUCUUUAUUUAGCAUGUAGUGUUCAUUGUUGGCCAUCAUUAUUGUCCAAUAACUUGUUAGGUUACUUGCAGGUAUGUAAGAUCUUGACAUACAAUACAAUGUUCCUGACAACCAUAUGGUAGAUUGGAAACAAGUAAAUUUAAUUACGGUAAUUUAUAUUUAAUAAUACAUGGCAGAUUCCAUCCCAUUGCAUUAGAUGUAAUAUAUCCAUAUACUGCAAUCUUGUAAAUCAGCAUUCUUGUUUUAAUAUAGGAAUAAAUAUUUCUGUUAAUCGAUAAGCUGCAAUCCUAUUACAUGCAAUGUAAUAUGUUCGUAUUAUAUUUUGACUGCAACAACCAUUUGGUUUCAUCCAGCAGUUAACAUGGCACCAUUCACAUCCGUCAGAAUUGCAAAACUAUAGAAAAAAAUUGGUAGCAUGAGAUCUUUACUCAAAAACACAGUAGCACAUAAUGGGGCAGGGGGAGAGAUUAAACAAACGGCAAAACUUACCAUUAUUUUGUCCUGCAAAUCAUAAUAAUGCAUGCAUCUAGUGAUAACAAGGAGUAAAUUAGUUAUUUAUAACAAAUUAAAUUAUUUGAAAGGGUUAUAUAGUCGAAGUACAUACUAAGCUAUAACUGGUAUCCACAUCUGAAUUCCCUCUCUUAUUCAAAGUCAAUAGUUUGUCGUUCUAAAUGCACUGCUAGUAGCCUGUGCUAACUGAUUUAGCCUGUUUUCUUCUUCAAGCCUAUAUAUAUUAUAAGUUAGCUGAUGAUCUCAAGCUUGUUAUUCGUUGAUACGCAGGGGCGUAACUCCUGGGGGUGGGAGGUGUAAUAUUGCAGUUUUGUCGGGCAAUUUUAACGAGACGUUCGUCGAUCGGGCAAAAAUAUAUGCAAUUCAGCAAAACAUUUUACAUAAUUUUUUGAAAAGUAAUAAUUGUAGGAAAAUAUUUGAUAAAUUUACGAAAAUAUUACUGAAAAUUGAACAAAUUUCGGCAAGUUAGUGAAAAAUUGUAUGUCCGAAAAUUUUUCCAUCCCCCCCCCGUAAUAACCAAGUUACGGCCCUGUUGAUACGUCAUUGGUUCAAUGACACAAUUGGUUCAAUGAGAUGUUAUAUAAUAUAUGCAGCUAAUAUAGACGCGAAUACAUCGGCUCACAUGAAAAUGUAAACCCGAUAAGGAUAUGCCUAAAGAAAAAAUCCUGUUUAUUAAUUAGGUGAGUGUUGUCACCUGGCUGAUGUCCUAGUUCAAGCCGGCUAUUAAAGCUUUACAUACCCUAUAAUAUUUAUGUAUCCAGGCUUAUCAACAAGUAAUAAGAUCACUAACACAACUGCGACCUGCCUUAAACACUCGUCAGCUGGCAAAAGUAGGGUUUGUCGUGGGAGAGGCUACAGAUGGUAAAUUAAGAGUCGUAGGGAAACAAAACAGGGAUAUUGCGUCAUGA
Molecule: messenger RNA, 43797 nt
Organism: Paramuricea clavata
Lineage: Eukaryota; Metazoa; Cnidaria; Anthozoa; Malacalcyonacea; Plexauridae
Source: the annotation of a GenBank genome assembly